AGGGGGCUGUGUAGUGGCGCGGCGCAUCUCUGUGCAGCAUUUGCCCCACCAACAAAGCUGACCCAAGACAUUGUGACUACAAUUGGCUCCCAAUCACUGAAGGUGCGACGCGCAUACAUAAUAUUUAACUAAGUGUGGGGCCUCCUGUCAUCUUUAUUUUCUUGGGAGUCCAUUCUUUCAAUAAUUGCAUUUUCCAUGUCUUUCAUCGUCGAAAUAUGGGGUUUGAAGUCCUGACAAAGCUGGCGAAGAAAUGGGAUGAGGUGCGGGCCCGUCCUGGUCUGCCAAAUGAGCCAGAACUCGAUGCUGAAUCUAUACGGCUCCGGGAGGAGCGCAAGCAAUUCUUGCAACAGGUCUCGAGCAAGAUCACGGGUGACUCGGUCAGAGAGAUGCCACCGCUGCGUUUCGACACAACCAUCCCCACCGCGGCGGUAUUCCUCGUCACCACGCCCAUCGAGUUCGGCAAGUUCGAGCUCUCCAAGAACACGUAUCGGCUCCUCGGCAGACAUGUCGGCAUGAGUCUGAAUAGCAUCAGUCAUUGGGCGCUGUGCGUGAUUGAGCGGGGGCUGGGGGAGUGCUGGUGCUACGAUCUUAUGAGCGACCAGAUGAUGCUCAAUGCUAUUGGGAAGAAUUAUUUUCGCACAUAUGAGAUUACGCCGGAGUUCAUCGCGACGUGGAGUUCUUGCUAUUAUGUGGGGGAGACGAUGAAAUCGAAUGAGGAAAUACAGGAGUUGGGCAUGAACCAUAUGGCGCUGAAUCCCCGUUACCAUCUUCUGAAGAACAAUUGUCAGACCUUGGUGGAGGACCUUGUCAAGGAGUUAUGUGAUGGCGGACACAUCAGCCAGUCAAUGUUGAGCGAGGAGCUGAAUAAGAUCUCGCCCAAGAUGGCAUUGGAUCUCAUGACGGCCAGAUUGAGAUCCAAGGUCGACGAUGGAGAUGAGAAAGAUGACAGUAAGACGGUCGAAGAAGAUGUUGCUGUUAUUAAAGGUCUGUGGAACCGAGUGAGGCGGUAAGGGUGAGAAGGACCGAAUGACAUGAUACCCGCUUUGCUGAAUUCCUACGUCUCGUUCUUUUCGGCAAUAAUAGUAGCGAUCAGAUCUUGACAGGGUGAUACAGCAGACUGUACCCUGUGGAGGGGAGGGGCGAGUCUGUUUGACAUGAGCUGUGCUUAGCGGCCAGACUUGAGCAUAACUAGCCAGAAAAUGCCCGCCCAUAAGCGGAAUCAGAAUGGCAGCUCUUAUCUCGAAUGAUUCUCAAUGCCAAUCUACUUCGUUGUCAUGUGGUUCUCUACACUUGUAAUAUCAAUAUUAUAAUGGUAUGAACAGCAAUGUAAUAUCACGGAGAAGCAUAGGCACAUUAGGAUACAUAUCUUCCUAUAUACUUACUAAUCUCUCC
Pseudomassariella vexata is the source of this 1392-nucleotide messenger RNA. RefSeq lists its product as uncharacterized. The record is from RefSeq and is a predicted model, not a curated record. The coding region runs from base 216 to 1010 and encodes 264 amino acids. Lineage: Eukaryota; Fungi; Ascomycota; Sordariomycetes; Amphisphaeriales; Pseudomassariaceae. The transcript has 3 exons. Gene Ontology annotation, molecular function: peptidase activity.